Messenger RNA from Argiope bruennichi, 1983 nucleotides. RefSeq names its product BRCA1-associated RING domain protein 1-like. The transcript is spliced from 11 exons. Bases 244 to 1902 code for a protein of 552 amino acids. Gene Ontology annotation, molecular function: protein binding. The record is from RefSeq and is a predicted model, not a curated record. Lineage: Eukaryota; Metazoa; Arthropoda; Arachnida; Araneae; Araneidae.
CGGUCCGAUAUAGUGCACACAUUUUUCCUUGUAGAUGUAUUUUUGAUUUCGGCUUCACCUUAUCUGCGCAGUGAUGAUGUAAUAAUAUUUCGCGCCUGUUCUGUGUAGCGCGAAAUUUCGUUUGUUGUUAUCGAUUGAUAGAUUCGGGAAUCUUACACUAUUUUAAUAUUCUUUUCCAAAUUUUAAUUGUUUUUGAUUUAUUAGUUAAUAUAUUAAUCGAAACGUUUUUAUACUAAUUUACCAAUGUCUUCUGCCGACGUUUUGGAUGCAGUAAAAGCAUUAGAAGACGCUUUGAAAUGUACCUUUUGCAAUGAUCUGUUGAAUGACCCUCUACUCAUUGUGAAAUGUGGACAUACAACGUGCAAGCAGUGCUUCACAAAAAAUUCAGAAAUGACAUGUCCUGUAUGCAACACUCCAAUUAACAACCGUGAUUCACUUGAAGAUAAACAGCUGAUUGAAUUGUUAGAUCAGCUGAAAAAAUUAAAAAGUUUUAUUCCAUCUGGAAAUGGAGAAAGUGCUGCAGAAGUACUUGAUGAACCUGUUUUAAAGAACACUAUAAAGAGUGGACCUUUAACAUCAACUCCAAAAGUUAUAAGACCAAAAUCAGUCUCUAAAAGACCUUCUGUUCCAUUGCAGAACAAAGAAAAUUCCAUUCAGAAAACACCUACAAAUCAGUUAGUUAAAACACCUAUCUCUACUUCAAGUAGAUCAAGAAAAUUUGGAAAUAGGAAAUCAAGCAGUGUUUCUAGCCCAAACACUUCAGGCCAGUCACCCAUUGGGAAUAUAAAUAAAAAGAAUCACAAAGGAGAAACUCCAUUGCAAGUGGCUGUUAUUAAAGGGGAUAUUGCUAAAGUGAAGGAACUUCUUAAAGAAGGUGCUAUUGUUAACACACAAGAUAACAAUGGUUGGACACCCUUGCAUGAAGCCAGUAAUCGUGGAUUUAUAGAAAUUGCUCAACUUUUAUUAGAAUAUGGUGCUCUAGUCAAUGUACCUUCACUUAAAGAUAACAUCACUCCUUUGCAUGAUGCUCUGCUUAAUGGCAUGGUAACUAUGGCUGUCUUACUAGUAUCUAGAGGAGCUGACUUACUUGCCAAAACAUCUUUUGGAUAUACAGCUUUAGAUCUCUGUAAAACAGAUGAAGAUAGAAAAGUUCUAACUGAAGCCUGUUCUCCAUUUAUUGAAGCCAACACGUUAGUUCCAGAUGUAAAAUCUUUUUUGAAGAAAGAAGAUAAGAUAAUAUUUCUCUGUUCUAAUUUGGAUGAAAAGCAAAAGGAGAAAUUACAGAAAUGUGCCCAAAUGUUGAAAGCUGAUAUAGUAGAGGAUUUCAAACCAGAAGUUACUCAUGUGAUAACAAGUUGUGACAAUCAAGGAAAUUGUAUUCGAACACUGAAAGUUCUAAUGGGUAUUUUAACUGGAAAGUGGGUUAUGAAUUUCAAUUGGAUUGAAGUCUGCUUAGAAUAUAAACAGAAAGUCGAUGAAGAAGUAUUUGAAGUCCAGGGAACAAGAAACCAACCCAACAGUCAAGGGCCAAAACGUGGGAGACAAAAUUAUGAACAAAAACGUCCACCUUUAUUUGAUGGAUUUUACUUUUAUCUGCAUGGUACCUUUUGCUCACCUACUCCCUCACGAGAAGAUCUUUGCAACCUCAUACAUUUAGGAGGAGGGAAAGUUCUCUCCCGAGAGCCCAGAACAGAUGCCAUUGACACAUUCAUGAUACCUUAUCAUGCCAUUGAAUCACCAAUGGAGGAUACAAGUCAUGUGAUUUUGUACCAGGAAAAGCCACCAAGAGAAAAACAUGUUCGAAGUGGACACAUAUGUACUACACAAGUCAUGUGGUUGAUUGCAUGCAUCAGUGAAUUCAAAAUAGUAGAAUCUCAACAAACAAAUGUUGUAAAUAAGUAAGAAAUAUUUGAUGAAAAUAGUGCUAUUACAUAAAUCACAUAGAAACAGUUUUCAGAAACAACUGAAAUAAUCUGUUUUAUA